GUAGAAGCCGAGGCCGAAACCUCCACUCAAGACCUCGUGUAUGCCUCUGAGUGAUAACCAUUCCACCUGAUGGGCCAUGGUCUGCUGGAGUAUUGCUCUUUGGCAGAUAUUCUUCUUUUCAAGUACCUUACCUCCUCCGCCGGUCUGUAUUGAAGCCUUCAUCAAUGGAAACUCUCAGCCAGCCAAGUUGACACUAGGUGUUUUGUGAGCGUAUGAUAGGAGGGGCCAGCCAUCUUUCGUUCGAAGCAGCACCUACUUACUGUUACCUGCAAAGGAAUGAAUAAACUUCAAAAUGCCUCUUCAUACUAAAGUUUCGGAUUGAGUACGUAUCCGAACAUGAUAUUCUCUAGAAUCCCAUGUCGUUGAGGUUCAGGUGUGACAAGGCAGCAGCUAUGGCUCAGACGCCACACCUGUGGCUGAGUGGUCAACGAACUUUGAUUGGACAGGUCUUCUAGCAGCGCAUGGGCCAGUUCAGCCUCGUCGAUUUCAUUGUCCAAACUUCCACCUCACCUGGCAGUCUUUCACCCAAGGAACAAACAACCUCCCUCUGCGCUCACGUCAAGAAGGUCAGCAGUCAUAUUUUGACUUGACGCGUCAGGGCCUCUCUCUUAAUAUAUUGUUUCCUCUCAUCUCUCUUCAGCGAGCGAUCCGCAACUCCUCGGCGCGUUUCAUUUCUAAGUCCACGCCAAGCUGUCACUACGUCUUGUUCCUUUUCGUACGCGCUUUCGCCCGGUGCCCUCCCUCGAUUGAUCGCAGAACUCUACGAAGCGGUAGUUAUUAGCUUAAUCUCUCGCUUGAUCGAAUACACACCCGUUUUCGUGCUCUAGUCGGCCAUCGAACGUAUUGCGAUAUCGCAACUUAACAGCCAACCGAAACCGCCCAUUCGCUCACCAUCGAUAUCUUCGCUUCUCCCCGAAAUCGCUUUUCACCAUGUUUUUUCUUUAUAAUUUGGAACGCAAGGUCACCUUGCACCCUUCUUUCAUGGGGCGCAACAUGCACGAUCUCGUGACCGCGAAGCUCUUGAAGGAUGUUGAAGGCACAUGCGCUGGUAGCUACUUCAUCAUUUCCAUCAUGGACGCUUUCGAAAUAUCUGAAGGACGAAUCCUCCCCGGUCUUGGUAUGGCUGAAUUCACUGUCGGAUAUCGUGCCGUAGUAUGGCGGCCAUUCAAAGGCGAGACGGUCGAUGCAGUUGUGCACUCUAUAAACCCACAAGGUUUCUUCGCCCAUGCAGGACCUCUGCAGCUGUUUGUUUCAGCCCAUCUGAUUCCUAGUGAUGUGAAAUAUGACCCCAAUGCGACGCCACCUCAGUUCACAAACAACGAGGAUACCUCUAUUGAGCCCCAAACCCACGUUCGCGUCAAAAUCAUAGGAACUCGAACAGAGGUUGGAGAAAUGUGGGCUAUCGGUAGCAUCAAGGAGGAUUACUUGGGAUGCCUCCAAGCUUCUUAAGUUGGGCGUGGUAUUGGACGGAGUGGGAACCAAGAAAACCAAAGCCCUCAAACAAUUAGGCGAUUCUGCAACAGCAGCCAGCCCUUCUAUUACUGGAAGCAGGAGCGAAAGCAACUCAAACGAAAAUCUAUCAAUCAUCACCUUAGGGAGGAGACAAACCAGCUGAAUUGACGACAAUAGAGCCCGCAGCAGGUGAGUCGGGUCGACGCGCCGAACAGUGACUGUUCUGGGGCACGUACAAUCUAUUGGUAUAGAAGGUGGUCAAGAUUUAACGUUGACCGGAAAAUUGAACAUAAUGGAUACAGUUUGCUAUAAGGAAAAUGAAUUCUUGUUUCUGUCAGAUUUAGACAGCGAACAAUAGACAAUUACACGCAAGUUUGUAGUUUGCAAAUAAGACAAUAAAAGCAAAGAUACCCGAUAACGCUCCA
Messenger RNA from Fusarium verticillioides 7600, 1877 nucleotides. Its product is annotated as DNA-directed RNA polymerase II subunit RPB7. Bases 931 to 1449 code for a protein of 172 amino acids. NCBI's taxonomy places the organism in Eukaryota, Fungi, Ascomycota, Sordariomycetes, Hypocreales, Nectriaceae. Gene Ontology annotation, molecular function: translation initiation factor binding; single-stranded RNA binding; single-stranded DNA binding. The record is from RefSeq and is a predicted model, not a curated record. Gene Ontology annotation, cellular component: RNA polymerase II, core complex; P-body. The transcript is spliced from 4 exons. Gene Ontology annotation, biological process: transcription initiation at RNA polymerase II promoter; positive regulation of translational initiation; positive regulation of nuclear-transcribed mRNA poly(A) tail shortening.